This is a messenger RNA of Alternaria alternata, 2290 nucleotides long. RefSeq lists its product as hypothetical. The transcript has 9 exons. The record is from RefSeq and is a predicted model, not a curated record. Gene Ontology annotation, cellular component: nucleus. Lineage: Eukaryota; Fungi; Ascomycota; Dothideomycetes; Pleosporales; Pleosporaceae. Gene Ontology annotation, molecular function: DNA-binding transcription factor activity, RNA polymerase II-specific; zinc ion binding; RNA polymerase II cis-regulatory region sequence-specific DNA binding. Gene Ontology annotation, biological process: positive regulation of transcription from RNA polymerase II promoter by galactose; DNA-templated transcription. The coding region runs from base 40 to 2190 and encodes 716 amino acids.
CUUGCUCAACGAACUUAUGCUGUAAAGGCAUCCGAAAAGAUGGCCACUGAAGAUACCGUCAUGCCAGCAGCGGCUGUGACGGCCAACAACAAUCUGUAUGGAGAGUUGUCAUCACCUCAAGCGCUAGCUCCGACGAGGGGAAAGCGUGUAUCGCUCGCAUGUCAAAGUUGCAGGUCUAGAAAGACCAAGUGCGAUGGUAUACAGCCUGCUUGCUUGACGUGUCGGCAUCUCGGCAUCGACUGUGUAUAUGCGAAAGAAUCCCGGAAGGCCGGUUCCAGAAGAAUAAAUGGUCGAGCUCAGGCGAUGCACAAAGUCAGAAAACCGCAACAUCAGUUGCAUAUGACGACCGGAUACUCAAUAACGACCCCUCCUGAUGAUACCGUGGACAUUGUAACCCAGCGCCCUGAUAUGAUCCAUAGACUACGUGCUCACACCGAAGCAAGAGAUACUGGCAAUAUCGAUCCUGACACAGCUGGUAACAUCUCUGAACAAGAAGCUAGUGAGGAGGUUCACGCAGCACAGGUUUUUCAGGAUCGGCACACAUCUGAGUUUGGAUACUUCGGUUUGUCUUCGAACCAUGCAUUUUUCCGAUCGAUAUCACGUUGCUUCAUACGCUUCUUGCGUGGUGCGCCGCCACAGCAUGAUCGAAUCCAAUCACUGACAACUGAAGACUGGAGUGAGGUCAACACAUCAGAAGCACGCCAAACAAGUAGCCCCAGGAACGACUCCGUGGCAACAUUACCAGCUAUUUCAGAAUCAUUCUCCAUGCUUGACCGCUUCAUAGCAACCAGCGCAGGUGCCUUUCCUUUCGUUAGUAAAGCGAUCUUGACAUCAUCUCUCAAGGAACUGGCCCUUGGGUCUCGGAAGUCGAGAUCGACAACGAAGCGAGCACUUGUCAACAUCAUGUUUGCAUAUUCGUGUUUGGCGAUUGAAGACCCUCAGUGUGACAUGUACUUUCAGCGGACCAUACAAUGUCUGACCCCUGAAACUCUCCGAGGCGCAAAUCUGGAACUCAUUCAGGCAUUACUGCUGGUGACAAGCUAUCAACAGCAACAGCAGAUGCCCGUCAGCAGUGGAACGUACCAUGCCUUGACGGUAAAAGCCGCGUUUCAGCUCGGUCUGCAUUGUCCUUCCAGUUACAAGGAAGUUUCGCCAUCAGACUCGGAACUGAGAAAGAGACUAUGGUAUAGUUUGAUCAACCAGGAUAGGAUGCUUUCUAUGUGCCUUGGCAGACCGUGUCUGAUUCCAUCACAGCACAUAUGUACGCCUGAACUAGAAGACCCGAGACAGACUCACCACGUGUCAUCACUCGAGCAUGAAUAUCGAGUGGAACGUCUUCUUCAGCACAAAUAUCAAACCGAUCUGUACAGUAUCAUCGCGGCCAUGCUCAGCGACAUUUACCAACACAACAUUGGGAGGGAUUCAUCUUUGAGCACGUGGUCUUUGCUUGCAUUAAGAUUGCAAUUGUACCAGCGAUUCGAAGAAUGGCGCCAACAACUCGACCCUCGUCUAAGGCUCAUCACACCGCAAGAUGUUUGCACCGUCCUUACAUCCCAGAUCGAUGAGAAUCGAUUCAGAAUAUCCCUGACAGUACAUUACUACCGCGCUUUGAUCAUGCUUAAUGGACCGAUCAUUGAAAGGUUGCUGGGCAUUAGUGUCAGCUCCUCCAGCUUAGAUGAAGCUGCCCAAUCUCUCUUCGAGCAAUGUGUACCGACCAUCAAGAACGAUCUUGUUGUGCUCGAGAACUUGAAUCAAAUCAUUUCCAUCAUUUCACAAAGCGAAGAUUUCAUUAACCACAACAACGUCCGAUGGAUGUCCAAUCAUGCCUGUUCGAUACUAGCCAUGCAUCUUUUCUGUCUUGCACUGCUUUUCCACAUCCGCCCUGAACUUGAAGCGAAGACUGUCACUCGAACAUCUAGAAUCAGAGAGCUACUGGGACAAUGCCUUGAUAACAUGAAAGUAUUGCAACGAACUAGUACACUGUUUCGGAAAGCUCGUGAAGCGCUCGAGGUCUUCACCCAAAAGCUAGACUCAAUUUGCCUUAGAGAGCUGCCUACAUCUGGCGCUUCCGCAUCUGAGAUUGGAGCACCCUGCACUUCUGCUCCUAGGCAUUACGACUUCAGUAUGAGCACCGACUUCUUUGAACAGUCUGAAUUUGACUUUCUGCUGGGAGACGGAUUUUAUUGCUAAGCUUACAACAUUCAUCGGUCGACAAGUCUAUGCCGUUGCGAUGACACUAUUUCAAGUUUCUCUAUCUCAACUUAAUGCGCACAUUGAAGUUCUUUCGAUG